GAGACGGACUCAUAUAAUUUUUUUAUUUAUAUAAUUGAUCAGUGAUUAAUUUAAUAUAUUAAAUAUACAUGAAUUAACCAAUAGAAAUGAUUUCAUUUUAAAACUAUAAUGCUACUGUCUUGCAGUGAGACGACCUCAAAACAUGAAAUCCAUAAGUUAAAAGUUUUAAAUAUAAGCCAUGUUUCUGGAUGAAAUUGUUUCAUAAAAGAAUUUGUGUGUUCUUAAUCACAUGAUCUAAACCUCUUAUCUGAAAAAUUUUCUACUCUUGUACUUCCAUUAUAGUUCUGGUUAUGGAUUUUAUUAAAUUAUAUUGAUUUAAUCAUCAAUUGAUAGACCUGUCAAUGCAAAUGGUCGAUUGGAUUGUUAGUCGGGUCAAUUUUAAUUGAUUUAUAAUCGAGUCGGGUUGAUUCAUUUGAGUAAUUAGGUGGACUUCGUGUUUGAUGUAUCUAUGACACUUGAAAGUUCCAGAUUAAACUCUACACAUAUUUAUGUGGAAAAGUAAAACCAAGGAUGGUUCUGGUGUCAUUGAAAUCUAGACUCUUACCUUGCAAUUAUACAAGUCAAUUAUUUGCAUUCUGAUUGUUAUUUCUUCACCGUAUCAAAUUUUGUUUUUACUUCCUAACUCAAGUCCCAUAAAUGAACGUGUAUAUAAACAAAACAUAAUACACAUUCUUUCAUUAAAAAAUAAAAUCAAACAAAAAAAUAAUGGAUACAAACUUGUUAUACUAUUCCAUCAUCUUCAUACUUUCUUACAUAAUCACCAAAAGAAUCCUACACAAGUUCCAGAACCUACCACCCACCCCAUUUCCCACCCUUCCAAUUCUAGGUCACCUCUACCUUUUAAAAAACCCGACCCAAAUCCAUCGGACCUUAGCCCAAAUUUCCAACAAAUAUGGGCCUGUAAUCUAUCUCUACAUGGGCUUUCGGCCCACUCUUCUGGUGUCCUCAGCUUCUGCUGUUGAAGAUUGUCUUCAGAACAAUGACAUCAUCUUUGCCAACCGUCCUCGUCUUAUUGGCGCUAAGAUACUUGGGUAUAAUUAUACAAACUUAUUGUGGGCCCCAUACGGUCAACUAUGGCGUCACCACCGUAGGAUUGCGGCGACUGAGAUCUUAUCACCACAUCGUUUAAAUCUGUUGGGUGAUAUAAGAGCUGAUGAAGUAAGAUUGUUGAUCAAGAAAAUAUAUGAAAAAAGAGAUCAGAUGUUGGAGAUUAAACCAGCUUUGAUUGAGUUAACUAAUAAUGUUAUGAUGAGGAUGAUUGCAGGGAAGAGGAUUUAUGGAGGAAUAGAAGAAAGUGAAGAAGGGAAGAGAUUUAAAGAGCUACUUAAAGAGUUAUUGGGUAUUGGUGGGGCAUUUAGUGCUGGAGAUUUAUUCCCAUUUUUCAAGUAUUUAGGGUUGCAUAAGAAAUUUGAGAAAAGAUGUAUGAAUAUAUUUGUUAAACUUGAUCAGUUCUUCCAAGAAUUAGUGGAUCAACAGAAGAAAAUAAUGAAUGAUGGAAUUAAAAAGGGUGAAAAGAACUUGAUUCAGGUUUUGCUUGAACUACAGAAGACUGAUCCUGAUUAUUCUACUGAGUAUAUUAUCAAAGGCCUUAUUCAGAUUUUAUUCUUAACGGGAACUGAAACGACUUCUAGCACAAUGGAAUGGGUGGUGACAUUGUUGUUGAAACAACCUCAAGUUUAUGACAAGGCAAGGAAAGAAAUCUUGGAACAUGUAGGACAUGAUCGAUUGAUUGAGGAACAUGAUCUUCAACAUCUUCCUUACCUUCAUUGCAUAAUAAAGGAGACUCUAAGACUUUAUCCCGUUGCUCCUCUUAUACCUCCUCAUGAGUCUUCCCAAGAUUGUGUUGUAGGAGGCUAUCAUAUUCCUAAAGGAACUAUGCUAUUUAUAAACUUAUGGGCCAUCCAAAAUGACCCUAAAGUUUGGGAUGACCCAACCCAGUUCAAACCUGAAAGGUUUGAAAAUGUUGAAGGUGAUAGAGUCGGGUUUAUGUUCAUGCCGUUUGGCGCUGGAAGAAGGGCUUGUCCUGGUGAGAAUUUGGCCAUGAGAGUGCUUGGAUUGACAUUAGGAUCACUAAUACAAUGCUUUGAAUGGGAAAGUGUUGAGAAAAAUAUAGACAUGGAAGAAAAGGUUGCUGUUAGCAUGUGGAAAGCCAAGCCAUUACAAGCCAAGUUUAAACCUAACAAAGAUAUGAUUAAGUUAAUCUCUCAAAUUUGAUAAUACCCUCCAUUUUUUAAAUAGCUAGAAUUUCUUUUAAAAGGUUUUUUAUAAAAGGAAGAUGUGUAGCUAUUAAAAAACAUAAUUAAUAUUUUAUACUAUAUGUGCUUGAAAGAUUAGUAUUGCUCCUUAGCACAUAGUAAAAGCACGAGAAGUGUGGGUGAUCAUGUAGCUGGCUUUAAUCUAUUGAGAUUAAGGUUAAGGCAUUAUUGUUAUGUGUGAGUAAUCAAAAUAUUUGAUUACGGUGAUAUUGAUAUUAUUUUACAUUGUAUUUGUGCUUAUUGUUUAUAAAUGUUAACUUAAUUCUCAUGUUUAUGUAGAUAGUGUUUGUGAGGCAUUUGUAAAAGUGAAAGUGUGUUUGAGAGAAAAAAGAACAGAAAGAGAUUUAAAGGGAUAAAGGAUCCUGAGAUAUAGGAUCUUAGAUGAAAGAUUUCUUAUAUACAUAACAAAAUAAAAGAAAAGAGAUUUGGAGAGAGGGA
This is a messenger RNA of Amaranthus tricolor (Joseph's coat), 2693 nucleotides long. RefSeq names its product cytochrome P450 81Q32-like. The transcript is spliced from 3 exons. NCBI's taxonomy places the organism in Eukaryota, Viridiplantae, Streptophyta, Magnoliopsida, Caryophyllales, Amaranthaceae. The coding region runs from base 706 to 2214 and encodes 502 amino acids. The record is from RefSeq and is a predicted model, not a curated record. Gene Ontology annotation, molecular function: monooxygenase activity; oxidoreductase activity, acting on paired donors, with incorporation or reduction of molecular oxygen; heme binding.